Molecule: messenger RNA, 1005 nt
Organism: Talaromyces proteolyticus
Lineage: Eukaryota; Fungi; Ascomycota; Eurotiomycetes; Eurotiales; Trichocomaceae
Exons: 1
Coding region: 1-1005 (334 amino acids)
Source: RefSeq, a predicted model, not a curated record
AUGCCAAAUAUCCCUCUAACCUUCGCAUGCGGUCCAUACGACCGCAUGGACGCUCUCGCCCAAGGAAAAGUCUCCAUCCCUGGCAUCGACCUGACCUACAUCACAGUAGACCACCCGCGGAACAUCUUCGAUCGGAUGGUCGGCGGCCUCGAAUUCGAUACUUCCGAAAUGUCAGUCUCGGAAUACAUCUGCCGCUACACCGCCGGCAAGCGCGACCUCGUAGCAAUCCCCAUCUUCCCAUCCAGGGCGUUCCGUCAUAAUUGCAUUGCCGUGAACACCGACUUGAUCAAAACCCCCACAGAUCUCAAUGGGAAACGUGUUGGCGUACAGCUGUAUACCAUGACAGCGGCGGUGUGGAUUAGAGGCAUCCUCGAAGACGCCGGCGUUGACCUGUCCACUAUCACCUGGGUUGAAGGCGAUAUCAGAAAACCUGGUGCACACGGAAAGCCAGCAAAGACUUCCCUAUUAAAACCCGUCAACCUCAUCCCCAACACCAACCCGACAAAAUCACUCAGCGAACUUCUCGAAGACAGCGAAAUAGUGGCCACAAUCGGCGCUGACCAGCCCCCGUGUCUCAACAAAGCGUCAAAUGUACGCCUGCUCUUCGCGCCGAAUAUCCGCGAAAAAGAGAAGGAGUAUUACAACCGAACGGGGAUUUUCCCCAUCAUGCAUUGUGUAGUAAUCAAGCGUGAGAUUGUAGAGAAAUACCCAUUUGUAACGACCAGUUUGUUUAAUGCGAUGAAUGAGUCGAAGGAUAUUGCGUUGUCAAGGCUCAGGUUUACGGCUACUUAUCGUUAUAUGCUGCCCUUUUUGACGUCGGAUUUGCUGGAGAUUGAUGAGUUAUUUGCGGGGGAUCCGUGGCCAUAUGGGGUCGAGGAGAAUAGAAGGACUUUAGAGGCAAUGGUGGGGUUUUUGUAUGAACAGGGUAUGAUUGAUAGGAAGGUUCCGUUGGAUGAGUUGUUUGUGCCUGUUUAUGGGAAGAAUUUGAAAAUAGGCCAGGUUUAG